AUGAUUGAAGAUGCCUCUGAUGGUGUUAUGGUUGAGAAGAUUGAUGAUGUUAAAACUCCUUUGGCAGCAUUCCAUGCUCGAUUGAUGAAAGCUGGCCUGAUUGAUGUUUGUCAUGACAGCUGUGAAGAGUGUGCCACAUACCCAAGGGGGUGUCAGAUGGUACGUGAUAAUAUUCAAGACUUGAUGAAAAAAGGAGUGCUUCAAAUCUCCGGUGUUGCAAAGAAUGAAGAUGUGUCAGUAAUUGAACCUUGUUUCAAUUUACCUGAACCGAUUGAAAUACCUUACUAUAGUACGAGAAUGGUGCCUAUGAAUAGUCAUCUGUCACCUGUUUUGAUCUUACCAUCCAAGGAAUCUACAGUUAUAGCUCCUGCUAAAGAACCCAAAGUGGUCCAACCUGAAGAUGUUGUUGAAUUCCUAAAGUUGAUAAAGAGAAGUGAUUACAAAGUUGUGGAUCAGCUGCAUCAGCCACCAUCUAAGAUUUCUAUUUUGUCUCUGCUAUUGAACUCCCAAGCCCAUAAGGAGGCUUUGUUAAAGGUGCUUGCCCAAGCUCAUGUAACACAAAACAUAACAGUAGACCAGUUUGAUGGGGUGGUUGCGAACAUCACAACUUGCAAUACUUUAAGCUUUAGUGGAAAGGAAUUACCUAAAGAUGGACAAAAUCACAAUCGUGCUCUUCAUAUCUCAGUGAAGUGCAAAGAUUAUGCUUUGGCAAGAGUCUUGGUUGAUACCGAAUCUUCUUUGAAUUUGAAAGCUUUUGAUGGUUCCCGGAGAAUCGUGAUUGGAGAGGUAGAACUGCCCAUAUUGAUUUGCCCUCAUAUAUUUCCAAUUAAUUUCCAAGUCAUGGAUAUUAAUCCGGCGUAUAGCUGCUUAUUGAUGCAUCCAUGGAUUCAUGCUGCAGGGGCAAUUAGCUCCACUUUACAUCAGAAAAUGAAGUUUGUAGUGGACAAUCAACUAAUCAUCAUUUCUGGAGAGGAUGACUUUAUGGUCAGUCACCUUUCAUCCUUCAGGUAUAUUGAGGUUGAUGAGGACGCUUUGGAAACUUGUUUCCAAACUCUUGAAAUAGCCAAUGCCAUUUUUGUGGAGAUGAAGGACCCUAUUGGGAAAGCUUGUUCAUCUUUCGCUUCUUUGAAAAGCGUAAAGUCUAGCAUUGAAGGAGGAAACCCUGAAGGUUGGGCUCAACCUAUUGAUGUUCGUGAGAAGCAUGAUCGUUCGGUCUGGGAUAUGUGUCUUCCGCUGUGA
Messenger RNA from Lathyrus oleraceus (garden pea), 1239 nucleotides. RefSeq lists its product as uncharacterized. The record is from RefSeq and is a predicted model, not a curated record. The coding region runs from base 1 to 1239 and encodes 412 amino acids. NCBI's taxonomy places the organism in Eukaryota, Viridiplantae, Streptophyta, Magnoliopsida, Fabales, Fabaceae. The transcript has 2 exons.